This is a messenger RNA of Falco peregrinus (peregrine falcon), 1994 nucleotides long. RefSeq names its product latexin (gene LXN). Gene Ontology annotation, molecular function: metalloendopeptidase inhibitor activity. Bases 369 to 1268 code for a protein of 299 amino acids. NCBI's taxonomy places the organism in Eukaryota, Metazoa, Chordata, Aves, Falconiformes, Falconidae. The record is from RefSeq and is a predicted model, not a curated record. The transcript has 6 exons.
CCAAACAAAUGCCCCCAGAACAUCAGUUUGUGUUACUCGUUACACAAACCAUACUCUAAUCACGGUUUUCUAAGGACAAAGUUCCCGUUCUGCAUUUUUCUUGGCUGUGUGUAAAACCAGCCACACGCCGUGACAGCCGAGUACCUGCGAUGCCCAAAGAGGGCGCACGGCGGUUCUUCAUCUUGCAAGCGGGAAGCAAGGAGUUAAACCUCUCAAAACACUGCAAACCCCCAGCUGCUUCCGUGUGCAGCAAGGCACGCCAAUAAAGCCAAUAAAGCCUGCUCACUCCCCCAGUAACGCCGUUUUUCUGCUGCUCCUGCACAUACCUACUGUUCCACCCACAAAGUGCUUCGCUGUGAAGCACAGGCAUGGAGCGAGGGGGUAACGGGGGGCAACGCUUGAAGACAAACUGUGAAAUACUUUUUGAGCGAACCCGGAGGGGUGCGAGGUCCCUCCGAGCCAAGAGCCCCCAUGCCACGCGGCGGGGGCAGCCAGGCUCUGCCCGGGCGUGGGAGCUGGCGGGGCGCCCCGCUCCGCCCCGGCUGCUUCCUGCGGGACAAGGAAGCGGGACCGGCGCCAUGGAGCUGCCGCGGGGACCGGCCGCCACCGAGCUGCCACCGAGCCACUACUCGGCCACCCGGGCAGCAGCGCUGGCCGCCUGCUACAUCUGCCACCGGCUGGGGAGCCCCGGGCACGGGCUGGCGCCGAGGACUGUCCGUCGCGCCCACAGGCAGGACAUCGAUGGUGUUGGGCAUAAGUACUAUCUGGAAUUGGUGUUAGAAGACAUCACUGACAAUGACAGGACUGUUAACUGCACUGCUGAGGUUCUUUAUCAUCUGGGCAACAAAAACAUUGCACCAGAUGUGCAAUUCACAACUGAGGGAGAACUUCAGAACACAGAUGAAGCAGAUAACAUAUUCUACAACCGAAUCAAGAGCCUGGAAAAAGAGCUUGUGGCAGAAAACAUACCAGACAGCCACGGCAACGUGUCCCCAGAAAUGCAGCCCAUCCAACUGUUGGCGUGGGUUGCCUCUGGCUUUGUGAUAUGGCAGAACUCAACCGAAAACACCAAGUUCCAACUUGCCCAAAUUAAACACGUGAAGCAAGUGAAAAGAGGUGAUGAGUAUCUUGAAUUUGACUACAAGAUUCUACUCCACGAAAUGGUAUCCCAGGAGAUCAUUCCCUGGCAAAUGACAGUUCUCUGGCACCCACAGCAUGGUGUUCAAGUAACACAGGACAGCCGUCAGCCAAAACAUGCAUCGGAAUGACGGACCACCUGAUACCGCAACGGAAGAAGCUCAAAUGCUGCAAUAAGCAUUUGAAGGGAGGGCAGAUAAAUUGAUAAGGGUGGAUAGACAAUCGAGGUAUGAAGAAAAAAAGUUCUUCCUCAAUUAAAACUUCUCCUGUAUGAUGUGCUUUGAUCUGAUAAUCCAAAAGGCACUUUCUCUGCUAUGUAAUCAAACUCUGCAUCAAAAUACAUUUAAAAAACCUCUGUUACCAGAAAGAAUACUUACGGCACAGGUGCAGAGAUGUUCUCCCUAAAGGCAACUUUUGGCUUUCCCAUGGUGCAAGGGCAACCGUAUUCCCUUUCCAUUCGCUGCAGGAAAAGGAAACCAGAAUGAAAUACAGAGUUGUUCCGCUGGAACAAUACAUUGGAAAUGAUUUUAUUUAUAGAUCUUUCUGAAAAGAGAAACUUAAUCAGGGUUAACCAGUUUUUUUGUUUGGGGUUGGAGCUGAGUUUUGGGGUCUUGGUGGCGGGGUGGCUGGUUUUUUAAAAUGUUAUAAUUACUCAUUCUGCAGUCAACCUUGUUUAGGGCCUAUAGCUUUAGAUACAGGAAAAGGGAGCAGCAUUAAUAAUUUUAUUCAAGCUUAAGUUUUUCAAGACAAAAGCCAUCUUUUCCUCAUUCUGUCAACAUUUCAGAUACAUCUAUUGUGUUAAGACUAAAAUACAGGCAUCAACUUGAAAGAAACAAAUAAAUCACUGUAAGUAACUA